AGCAAACGCUUAGAGAAAGUCCAUGUGGUUAUUGGACAUAAAUCAUGUGACUUGGAUUCUCUCAUUUCUGCCUUCACUUAUGCUUACUUUCUAGAAAAGGUCAGUCCACCUGGGGUUCUCUGUUUGCCAGUGCUGAACAUCCCAAGAACUGAAUUCAACUAUUUCACCGAGACAAAGUUUAUUUUAGAAGAGUUAAAUAUCUCUGAAUCAUUCCACAUAUUCCGAGAUGAAAUUAAUCUGCAUCAGCUAAAUAACGAAGGGAAGUUAUCUUUAACACUUGUUGGCCGCAACGUGCUGGCCAGUGAGGACAAAACUUUAGAAUCAGCAGUUGUCAAAGUCAUCAAUCCAGUUGAGCAGAGCGACGCUGGGUUUGAGUUCCGAGAGUCUUCCUCCUCCCUUGUGGUGAAAGAGAUUCUCCAGGAAGCUCCCGAGCUCAUCACUGAGCAACUGGCUCAUCUCCUCAGAGGAAGCAUCCUUUUCCAGUGUAUGACCAUGGAAUCAGAGAAGAUCUCAGAGAAACAAGAGGAAAUCCUCUGCAUCUUGGAAGAGAAAUUUCCUAAUUUGCCUCCAAGAGAAGACAUCAUCAAAGUCCUACAGGAGACCCAGUUUAGUGUUCAAGAUGUAAGUAUUGAGCAGACAAUACUGAAGGAUCUAAAGGAACUGUCAGAUGGAGAGAUAAAAGUGGCUAUUAGUAACGUGAAUAUGACCUUUGAGAACUGUAUGUUUCACAGGAAUAUCACCAGUGAUCUGAAAGCAUUUACAGACAAGUACGGUUUUGAUGUCCUCAUCCUCAUGGCCAGCUACCUAUCAGAGGAGCAGCAGCCUAGACGACAGAUAGCCGUGUAUUCCGAGAACCUGGAGCUGUGCAGCCAGAUUUGUUGUGAACUGGAAGAGUGUCAGAGCCCUUGCCUAGAACUGGAGCCCUUUGAGUGUGGCUGUGACGAGAUCCUGGUGUACCAGCAGGAGAACCCUUCUGUGACUUGUGAUCAAGUUGUUCUCCUUGUCAAGGAAGUCAUCAAUCGGAGGUGUCCAGAGAUGGUCUCCAACAGCCGGACAUCCUCCACUGAAGCUGUGGCAGGCAGCGCCCCACUCUCCCAGGGGUCUUCCGGGAUUAUGGAGUUGUAUGGUUCUGACAUAGAGCCACAGCCCAGCUCUGUGAAUUUCAUAGAAAAUCCUCCAGACCUCAAUGAUUCUAACCAGGCUCAGGUGGAUGUCAAUGUAGACCUCGUGAGCCCAGAUAGUGGGUUGGCCACCAUUAGGAGCAGCCGUUCAUCCAAGGAGAGCUCAGUUUUCCUCAGUGAUGACAGUCCAGUGGGAGAAGGUGCUGGGCCUCACCACAGCCUCCUCCCAGGGUUUGAGUCAUACAGCCCCAUCCCUGAAGGGGCAGUAGCUGAGGAGCACACACGGUCUGGUGAACAUGGUGAACACUUUGACCUCUUCAACUUUGAUCCUGCACCUAUGGUUUCUGGGCAGUCCCAGCCAUCUUCCCAUUCUGCUGACUUCUCCCCAGAAGAUGACUUCUUCCCCAACAGUGAUUCAUCAGAAGGACAGCUCCCCACUGGGCCCAAAGGACUUGAUGAGAUAGGGAUCAACAUGUCUAGUUAUUCAUCCAGUUCACUUUUGUCAACAGCUGGCAAAGAUAGCCUUGUGGAAUUUGAUGAGGAGUUUGUCCAGAGACAAGAAAGUCCCAGGGAUAACUCUGAAAGAAAUUUAAACUUGACAGAUUUUGUGGGAGAUGAAUCUCUUUCACCAGAAAGAUUAAAAAAUAUUGGAAAGAGAGUUCCACCAACACCUAUGAAUAGCUUUGUAGAAAGCUCACCAUCCACUGAAGAACAAGCCCUACUCUUUCCAGAAGAUAUGACCCAAAAUGCAAUUGACACAGGCCACACAGGGCCAUCUCAGUCCCAUGCACGGUGCAGCAGCUGGUGGGGGAGUUUAGAAAUUGACUCUAAAAAUAUUGCCAAUGCAUGGAGUUCCAGUGAACAGGAAUCUGUCUUCCAGAGCCCUGAGUCAUGGAAAGAUCAUAAACCAAACCCAGCUGAUAGGAGAGCCUCUGAUUCUGUAUUUCAGCCAAAGAGUCUUGAAUUCUCAAAAUCAGGUACCUGGGAGUCUGAAUUUGGCCAACCUGUAUUGGGUAGCAGUGAGAAUCAAGACCAAACUGAAGAUAACUUGCAGUUUCAAAGCCUGCCCCCUGAGAAAUCACGUUUGUCAAAUACUUCUCAAGGAACAAACCACCUGAUUGAAGACUUUGCUGCUUUGUGGCAUUCUGAUCGAUCUCCCACAACAAUGCCUGAGCCAUGGAGAAACCCCACGGAUGAAAGUGAACCAGUGCCUGUAGGUGCAUACCCUGCCUGGAGUGCAUUUGGUAAAGAAGGUGACACUACAGCCUUGAAAAGUACCUGGAAUCUGCACCCAAUGAGUGGUGAAACACCUUCCGUGAUGGACCCACAUGAGUGGGCCAUGGCAAAAAGUGGAUUCUCUUUUCCUUCAGAAAACCUAGUGAACAAUCUGCUCAGUGAUGCAAAUAAAGAAGUAGCCCCAGAAAUCUGGGGCAAGAAGAACAAUGACUCCCCAGAUAAUUUCCUUGUAUCUGGAAAUCCCAGUUCUAAUCUGGAUCAUGCAUGGAAUCAUUCGAAGUCACCAAAGGAAGAACAGAAUGGUUUAGUGGAUCCUAAAAUUAGAGGAAAGAUGUAUGAAAAGGUAGAUUCUUGGAACCUUUUUGAGGAAAGUACCAAGAAAGGAGGAUCAGACAUUCUAGCUCCUUGGGAAGAUUCUUUCUUAUCAUACAAGUGCUCCGAUUAUAGUGCAUCCAACAUCGGUGAAGAUUCAGUGGCUUCCCCCUUAGAUACCAACUACUCCACCUCUGAUUCUUAUACAUCACCGACUUUUGCUGGAGAUGAAAAAGAAACCGAAAACAAGCCAUUUAAUAAAGAAGAAGGUUUUGAGUCCAAAGAUGCUAACUGUACUGCAGAGGAGGCCAAAAUACCUCCUCAAUCAGCAGAGGAGCCACCUAGAAAUCGAAUUAGUUCAGGUCCUGAGAACCUAGAAAUGUGGGCCUCAACUCAUGAUGAUAAUAGUUCUGAAAUAAAUAUCUCUCACAACCCAAAUAAAGAUUUCCUCCAGAAUGAACAAACAUAUGAUAAGAACAUCUCUGUGGAGGAUGAUGUUGGCGACAGCAGCCAGUCUAGCUAUGAUGACCCCAGGAUGAUGCAGCUGUACAAUGAAACUAACCGACAGCUCACACUCUUACACAGUAGCACCAACUCCCAGCAGGGGGCACCUGACAACCUUGAUUUGUGGAACAGAGUGAUUCUGGAGGACACACAGUCCACUGCAACAAUCUCGGAUAUGGAUAAUGAUUUGGACUGGGAUGACUGCAGUGGGGGUGUGGCAAUCCUCAGUGAAGGUCAAACACAAGGAUAUAUUAUUGAAGGUACUGAACUGGAAACCCGAUUUCAAGUCAGACAACUAGAACCGUGGAGCAUGGAGUAUCCGGAAGCGAAUCAGGUAGACUGGGAACUUCCUGCCUCUUCUGAGCCCAGCAAGGACACUGCUCCCAAUGAAUAUCACAUACUGAAUGAAAAAAGUGGGCAGCUCAUUGCAAACAACAUUUGGGAUUCUGUCAUGAGAGAUAAUGAUAUGUCAUCAUUGAUGUUACCCAGCCCAUCACAUAUUACAGAUUCAGAACAAAACAAAUUGACUCCUGAAACUCCUGGCUCAUCAGAAAAAGUUCAGGACAAUUACAUCCCAGAUGUACUUGAUGCCUCUAGAGCCAGUCAGUCAGAAGCACUUACAGCUGACCCUGACAACCAGGACAUAUGGAGGGAAAACUUGCAGGGUGAUAUAGCAUCCUUGGCCUCCAGGCAUGGGAACUCAGAGCAUUUUUCACAUUCAGAUCUAUGGGAAGGUCAUAGCUAUGGACAAAGUAGAAGUCAGAAGGAAGCCCUUGAAGCCACUGAUAGAGUAUGCAUUGGUCAGGAGGAGGUGAUAAGCUCUGAGGUGGACAGCACCUCAGGGAGUUCCAGAAAAGGGGAAGGUGGCCAGGAACUCUCUUCUCUAGUUGCAUCUGAGCAUCAAGAAAUCUGCAUGGAAUUAGGCAAAAUCCGGUCUCCUUCAGUCACUUACAGUCCUCAGACUGAGGAACUAGAGGAGAUUUUAGAACAUAAGAAAAGAUCUUACAAUCUGGAUUCCUGUGAUGUUCAAAUAGGAAUGUCUACAAACAACUUGCAGGCAAAAGAUACCUAUGAAAAGCACUUCCUGAACCACAGGAAUUUGAGUGGGGCUACUGAAGUUUCAGGUAGGAUGGAUUUAACAGAAAAUGUAUCUUUAUCUGAAAUGGAGUUUGAAGAAACAGAGGAAUGUAACAUUCUGGAGCCUGAGAGAAUGAAUGAAGAUUCACCUCAUGAAUUUCCCCAAAGCCUUGACAUUUGUGAUGGCCCUAAAGAGAAUGAUGUGCAGGUCAAUUGCACAAGUUCUGAGAUCACUAAGAAUCUUGAAAUUGAGAAUACUGAAAACAGCCUUCCAGGAGCUAGUUCACCUGUAAAUUGUGGCAAAGGUAGUAUUUCUAGUGAGUAUACACAUUCAAGUGCAUCAAGUCCAGAUCUAAAUGAUUCUUCAGCAGCAUUGCUUUCCUGGAAUCACAUACCCAAUAGUGAGCAUAAGAAAGAGAAUCAAGAUGGUUGGAGUGGGCGGAAUUACCAAGAAUCUGAAGCAAGUACCACUGAUGGCCAAGUAGAAGUAAUUUCUGAAAUAAAAGACCUGGAGGAAAACCAAAUGGAAGAGUCUGAAAAGAGCUUUGAGCACAAGGUGCCUAAAUUUUUAGAGAUUUGGAAUUACUCAGUAGAUGGGGAUUCCUUAUCCUCUUUAUCCAGCCCCGAAACAGGCAAAUAUUCUGAAUACUCAGGUACAUAUCAGGAAGGAAAUCUUGUGGUUAGCCAGCAGGAGAAAAAUAAACGUGACUUUCCUGAAGCUGUGCAGCUAGAAGAUGCCAAGUCCAUUUCAGCAAGCUCAAGCUCUGAUGAUGAUCAUGCAGAGGAGGAAGAGUCACUGGAGAAAGAGAUCCAUUUGGCCACUUACCCGGAUGCUCAGAGUGAAUCUAGAGCUUGGGAUUCACUAAAUGAACCUAAUAAGUUCUUGUCCACGAGUGAUCCCAACAUUCAUGAAUGUUCUGAAUAUGUAGGCAGUUCAGAGCCAGCAGAAAAUGAGAAUAAGUCAAAUCCAUUCCAUGAUGAUCAACAAAGCAGCCCUGAUCACUGGAAUUUCUCACAACUAAAGGAGACUCAAAUACAGAUUACUGCAGUGGACAGGGGAACAAAGUCUUCUCCAGAAGCAGUGAAGACAGGAGAUGCUGCGUGGCACAUAUCUCCCCAAACUGAACCACAGACUGUGAAUAAUUCUAAAUUGGAAAUGCUUGGCUUCUCAGCUGAGAGUGUGGAGUGGUGGACUGCCUCUCCACAAGAAGGAAGAUCAGUUGAGAAGGCAUUUGAAAGGAAACUGUCAAACUCAAGUGAUGUGUUAGAGAUGAAUUCUUCAGUCUACCAAAAUGUGGAUCCUUGGGGAGUACCCAUUCAUGGUGAUAUUGAAUCCAUGGAAACACAUCGUACUAAUCCUUUUGAGAAUAACCAUCAGUCCACCUUUCCGGAGAGUAAUGGGAAGAACUCCCAUGAGCUACUUUGGAACAUUCAACCAAAAGAGCCAGACUCCAAUACUGAUGAGCUUAACCACCUGGAAAUAUUGGACCAAAUUAAAGAAAAGGAUUUGAGAGAGCAAAUCUUUAUAUCUUCUGCUGGCAAUGAACUUAGUUCUGGAACACAUAUCCAAGAGCAGUGUCAAGAUGCCCUGCUGCCAGACAGAGAUGAGUCAAACCCAAAAUUUACAGGUGAAAAUGAAUGUGUUAUAUCUCAUAUUUCAAGUUUUGAAUGUCAAGAAACAAACUGGUGGGAACAAGAAAAAUCAUACACCAGUGAAAUGAUAGAUUCAAGCAUUGCUUUAGAAAAUGUCGCUGUUGUCAGUUCUCCUACUCAACUGAUAAAGAAGUCAGGCUUAGGAUGGAAUGACUUUACCCCUAGUGAGGGCCCUCAAGGUAUAUUUGUUCCAGAUAUUUUACAUGGCAAUUUCCAAGAGGCUGGGCAGCUGGCCUCAGCUUCGCCUGACUUGUGGAUGGAUGCCAAACAGCCUUGCAGUUUGAAAGCAGAUGGUGAGAAUCCUGAUAUACUGACUCACUGUGACCACGAUAGCAACUCGCAGGCUUCCAGCAGCCCUGAUAUAUGUCAUGAUUAUGAAGCAAAGCAGGAGACUGAGCACCAUAUCAGUGCUUGGAUGGGACCUGAAGUGGAACCCAACGAGUUAUAUGUCACUGAACCAAAGAUGGAUGAAGAGCCCAGUGAGGAACCUAGGCAGGAAUUUGUCCCAUACAAUUCAGGACUGUAUUCUGAAAAUGUCAUUCCACUCCCUGCAGUCAGCAAACAAGCAAAUAGAAGUGGUGUGUCUCAGCCUGUGUCUCAUAAAUUUUUUCUGGAACCUUCUCAAAUAAAUGAUGAAAAUAACACAGAUUUAAAAGCAUCAGAAAUAGGAACCAGUUCAGAUGUAGCACCAGUUUUAGGACCUUUUGACAGAACAAUCCCAGUGAUUGAAAAUGCAGGAACCAGUAUUUUUGUGACUCACCCAGAGCCAGCUCUGGAUGGCAACUGCCACUGGGUAUCAGAGGGCUCUGUUCCUGAAAGUCAGAGAGAUGCAAGGGCCUUGCUUGACUAUGAGCAACAUUUUGCCACUGAGGAUUCUGCCUCAGUUACUAACACUCUGCUCGUCUCAGACACAGGUUUGGAUGUAAGUGAAGCUGCCUUUGACCACAGUUUCAGUGAUGCCUCAGGUCUCAACACAUCCACAGGAACAAUAGAUGAUAUGAGCAGAUUGACACUGUCAGAGGGCAAUCCUGAAACACCAAUUGAUGGGGAUGCAGGGAAGCAAGAUAUCUGUUCAUCCGAAGCAUCGUGGGGUGAUUUUGAAUGUGAUGUAAUGGGCCAAAAUAUUGAUGAAGACUUACUGAAAGAGCCGGAUCACUUUCUCUAUGGUGCUGACCCUCCCUUGGAGGGUCCCUUGGAGGAAGAUGCCUUGAAGCAACCACUGGCACCAUACACACCUCCCUUUGAUUUGUCCUAUCUCACAGAACCCACCCACGGUGCUGAGAAGACGGAGGAAGCUGCGUCUCCAGAGGAUGAGUCUCUAGGGAGUGAAGUCACAGAGCUCUUGCUUUCUGCCCUGCCUGAUGAAGGAGACAAGGAAAACCACACAGAGACCAAAGGCAGAGAGCCUGGACUCCAGCUGGUGGCGCUGCAUAUUCGUGAAGACUCUGAGUCCCUUUCUUUGCCUGUCAGAGGCUCAAACGUGGAGUCCUCCCCGUCCAACGAUGUUGACUGGGAUGCAGAAACAGAUCAUUCUUAUUCACCAGUAGGUGGAGACAUAGAAUCACCAAAUGGUUCCAAUAAGGAACUGUUAGAUGCGAAAGAUGAAAAAACAAUUCCUACCGAAGACCUUGAGCAAUUAAAAUACACGGACCAAAAAUGCACAAAGAAUGAAGAUCAUCAUACACUACACAUGGAUUACAUACUAGUAAACCAUGAAGAACAUUUGCCUCGGAAGUCAGAGGCCUGUGAAGCAAGAGAAAGCACAUUUGAAUUAGAAGAAUCUCACAAAAGUUCUGAAGAAAUGGGGCUGCCAGGAACUCAUUUAGCAAAUUUCCCAGACACACUGAAGUCGGCCUCCUUGAAUGAAAGAAAAGACCAUUCUACAGAGAGAGUGGUUUCUAAAGUCGAUAAGAGAUCUCCUGAAAGCCCUGAGCAAGACCAAGGUUGGAUGGUCUUGGGACACAAUGAAGUUAGUGAUCCAACAUUGGAAGAAGGUUCAAGUCAGCCAGAAGCCAGGAUCUCAGGGUCUGGAUGGUCUGCCGAGGCAAUGGAGGCAGGCUUAGACCCCAGCCCAUGCAAGGGUUACCUGAUGCAGGUUCUGGGAGAAGUGAAGCCUCUAGAAUCUUUAGCAUUAGAGGAAACCUCUGAUCUGAGCAGCCAAUCAAGGAAGAACAAGAGCCGAGGCAGGGCUGGGCCAGAUGCUGUUAUGUUGCAGGCUGUUGCCCGUGACAAUGAAUGGGAAAUGCUUUCACCACAGCCUUCUCAGAAAAACAUGAUCCCUGAAGCGGAAAUGGAGGAGGAGACCGAGUUCCUUGAGCCUAGAACAAGGAAACCAAGACCAAACGGUUUUAGAAGACUAUUACCUAUUCAGGAUCCCACUGCCAACAAAGAUUCUGGUCAGGAGUCAGAGUCUAUUCCAGAAUAUACCGCAGAAGAGGAGCGAGAGGACAACCGGUUGUGGAGGACAGUAGUGAUCGGAGAACAAGAGCAGCGGAUUGACAUGAAGGUCAUUGAGCCCUACAGAAGAGUCAUUUCUCAUGGAGGAUACUAUGGGGAUGGUCUAAAUGCCAUCAUUGUGUUUGCCGCCUGUUUUCUGCCAGACAGCAGUCGGGCGGAUUACCACUAUGUCAUGGAAAAUCUUUUCCUAUAUGUAAUAAGUACUUUGGAGCUGAUGGUAGCUGAAGAUUAUAUGAUUGUAUAUUUGAAUGGUGCAACCCCAAGACGGAAGAUGCCAGGGCUAGGCUGGAUGAAGAAAUGCUACCAGAUGAUUGACAGACGUUCAAAAUUCAGCAGUAAAAUUAAAUACGUCAACAGCUUAUCAGAACUCAGUAGACUGAUCCCAAUGGAUUGUAUCCAUAUCCCAGAAAGCAUCAUCAAACUGGAUGAAGAACUGAGGGAAGCAUCAGAAGCAGCUAAAACUAGCUGCCUUUACAAUGAUCCAGAAAUGUCUUCUAUGGAGAAGGAGUAA
Messenger RNA from Orycteropus afer afer, 8871 nucleotides. The record is from RefSeq and is a predicted model, not a curated record. Lineage: Eukaryota; Metazoa; Chordata; Mammalia; Tubulidentata; Orycteropodidae.